AUGCUGUGCUACUGCAUGCCGCGGUGUUGUUGCCUUCGCGCACGCUCAGCGCUCGCUCGCGUCAACUCGUGCUGCUACUACCGUCGCCUCCUCCACCUCCAUCUCAACCUCAACCUCAACCUGCACCUCCAGCCCCACCUCCACCUCCGCAUCGCCGAGCACCAGGUGACCGACUACCGAUCGCCGAUCGCCGACCGUUCCAGCGUUGUUCCUGCCCGCACGCGUCUCAUUCCGUCCACCGUCUCUAGCCACUUCUGGCUGCACUGUCUGUUGCCGUUCGCUACUUUCACCAACAUUCGCCUGUUCAUUCGUUCUCCGACUACCUGA
Soboliphyme baturini is the source of this 327-nucleotide messenger RNA. The record is from the annotation of a GenBank genome assembly. Lineage: Eukaryota; Metazoa; Nematoda; Enoplea; Dioctophymatida; Soboliphymatidae.